Paramecium octaurelia is the source of this 2085-nucleotide messenger RNA. NCBI's taxonomy places the organism in Eukaryota, Ciliophora, Oligohymenophorea, Peniculida, Parameciidae. The record is from the annotation of a GenBank genome assembly.
AUGUUUAGGAAGCAGGAUUUCAAAAAAUUGGAAUUGUUAGGUUCGGGCAAGAAGCAUACGAAGAUAUAUAGAGUGUAGCAUAUACAAACAAAUAAAGUAUAUGCUUUAAAAGAGAUUGAAGCAACUAAUUUAGAGAAACUAAAUGAAUACAAAGAAGAAGCAGUUCAACUUAGCAAAGUUUAAAAUUGUGGCAACGUAAUUCGAUUUUAUGGAUACUACUUUGCUGAAACUCUGUACAAUACAUUUCGUUUAGGAAUAAUUACAGAGUACUUAUGAGAUUUAUUUAUAUAGGUACAUGGAUCAUAACACUAAUUUGGAAAACCUGUAUAGAAAAAGAAAGAAACCUAAUUAGUUCUGGAAAGAGAAUGAAUUAGUAACUAUGUUGUUUAGUAUAAUAUCAACAUGCUCAUAUUUGCAAUAAAAAGGGAUUUGCCACAGAGAUAUAAAACCAGCUAACUUAUUUAUGAUAACGAAUGGGGAAUUGAAAUUAAUUGAUUUUGGUGAAAGCAAGGAUUAUUUCUUUGAUUUAGACAAUGAAGCCAAAAAUACCUAUACAAUGGCAACAAUUAGAGGCACACCUCAAUAUUUAUCUCCUAUUUUAUGGAAGGCUCAUGUAAUUGAUGGAAAUAGUAGAUAUGUAGAACAUAACAUUUAUAAGUCGGAUGUUUUUUCAACUGGCUUAGUUAUGUAUUAGAUGAGUGCUAUGCAAGAAGUAACUGGAUUCAAUAAUACCUAAUAAAAUGAGGGGGAGCAAUUGAUUUUAUAGAGUUUGGCAUCGCUAGAAUAAAAGUAUAGUCCUGCCUAUGUGUCGAUAAUAAAAUUGAUGUUGAUUUUUGAGGAGGCUUAAAGGCCAUCAUACGUUGAGAUUGAACAAUUGUUCAUAGAGCAUGAGGAGAAAUAUCAUUCAGGAAAGAUAUCUGAGAAUGUGGCUAUAAAUGAAUACAUUUUGUUGUACAAUUAACACUAUAAUACGAUGUUAAAGCGAGGACCUCCUUACAGGACAUCCCAAGAAGCUGAAGUUUAAUUUAAAAAUGUGAUUACUUAACAUAUGAAAAAUGCAGGGUCAUCUUAGGUAAUUGAACAAUCUUAAAAGUCAAAAUAACCACUAAGAGAAUAACCAUCCUCUUAGAAAUAGCAAUAGAUUACUUAAUAAUAAUAAUAGUCAUAAUAAGUUCAAGUUAUUAAAUAGCCUGUCGUAUCUUAAUCAGCUUUUUAUAGAGAUUCUACUUUAAUAUUGAAUGAUUCCUGUUUAUGGUUUGAAUUUGGUGGUAAGACUAUCAGUAAAUUUUCAACGUCUAAACAAAAAUGGCGUUAGAUUGCAAAAUUGGAUGUGGAAUUAGAUAGAUAAUUUACAACUCUUUUUGUUCCUGAUAAAAAAGCAUUUUAUCUAAUUGGUGGAUUUCAAGAAACUAACUUUCGAGUCUAUUAAAAUGAUAGAUUGGAGUUAAUGAAACAUCAAAUUCCUAUGAAUAGGUUCUUCUGUUCUUGCCUCUAUUAUAAUCAAAAAAUCUAUUGCAUUGGAGGAUAUGACGAACAACAUAAAGUGUAAUUAUCAUCAGUGUUAUAUUAUGAUCUUAUUUCAGAGAAAUGGGUUCAAUUAGCUGAUUUAAAAUAACCAAAAAGUCAAGCUGCUGCUUGUAGAAUUAAUGAUAAUGAAAUAGUUUUAUUUGGAGGUUAUAACAAGGAAGAAGGCACUCUAGAUACUAUAGAAAGAUACUUCAUCAACGAGAAUAGGUGGGAAAAAUGUACUUUAAAGCUACCAUUACCAUUAAGGAGGUUUAUGGCAGUCAGAGUUAAAAAGAAUUUAGCUUUAUUGAUAGGAGGUUUAACUAUGUAUGCGAAGGAAAGUUAAAAAGUCUUAAAAGUAGAUUGGGAAAAGAAAGAAAUCAUAGAGUGUGAACCCUUAGAGAAAGGUAUUAUAUUUAUGUAAAACAUUUAGGCGGAAUCGUUGAAAGUGAAGUACUUCUUGAUACUGAAGGCAAUUUACAUAUAUUUCUUGAAAAUGCAAAUGGGACUUCGCCACAUGCUCACAUUAAAUAUUAUUUUGAUCCAAAUGCAACCAAAUAUGAGACUAAAGCUGAUUGA